UUGUCGCGUGUUGAUGACGUCAUAACCAACAUUUGACAUUGGCUUGCAGCAUGACAGAAAGUUUUCUUCGUUGUCAUGACUCUUCAGCUGCUCUCUAAACCUUUCAUCGGGCUCCUCGUUGAGUCCUCGGUUCAUCAGAGGAGCUUCAGUUUAUCCGCCGUUGCAGCAGCCAUUCAGAAAAUGAGCCGAGUGCGCGUGGUGGACAACAGCACCCUCGGGAACACGCCGUACCACCGUGCGCCAAGAGUGAUCCACGUCUACACCAAGAACGGCGUGGGCAAAGUCGGGGACCAAGUGUUGCUCGCCAUUAAAGGACAGAAAAAGAAAGCGUUGAUCGUUGGACACAAAAUGCCCGGAGAGCGGAUGAGUCCGCGCUUUGACUCGAACAAUGUGGUUCUCAUCGAGGACAACGGGAACCCCACCGGGACCAGGAUCAAGGUCCCCAUACCCACGCAGCUACGCAGCAUGGAGGGAGAUUACUCCAAAGUUUUAGCUAUCGCGAGCUCAUUUGUUUGAUAUCGUUAACUCUGAUUUGUGAGACUAAAUGUUUUUCAUCUGAUGCAUGGACAGAACAUGUCGUGCUU
This is a messenger RNA of Labrus mixtus (cuckoo wrasse), 584 nucleotides long. RefSeq names its product mitochondrial ribosomal protein L14 (gene mrpl14). The record is from RefSeq and is a predicted model, not a curated record. Gene Ontology annotation, cellular component: mitochondrion; ribosome. Gene Ontology annotation, biological process: translation. Lineage: Eukaryota; Metazoa; Chordata; Actinopteri; Labriformes; Labridae. Gene Ontology annotation, molecular function: structural constituent of ribosome. The transcript is spliced from 3 exons. The coding region runs from base 76 to 516 and encodes 146 amino acids.